AAUUAACCGCAGAGCGUUUUCUCGUUAGAAAGAAUUUAAUGUACACAAACCACAAAACAUUUUCUUUUCAUUUUGUUUUGCUUUGCAUUUUUGCAAAAUAAGCAUUUUUCUUUAAUUAAGGAAUUAACAAAAAACAAAAGAGAAAGAUUUUCUUACAGAAAAAACUCUGCACUUGGUAAAUCUCUUUUAACAAUUGAAAAAUAACUUGCUUAAACUUGGCUAUCCGAUAUGGCAUCCAUAAAUCAAAUACCAAAAGUCGAUGAGAAGAUCAUCUUCAAAUGUGAUAAACACUCGACAAUUAUCUCCGAGAAACUCCAGAGUUUCUAUCAAGAAGAUGAGUUUUUCGACACUGUGCUAGUAGCAGGAAGCGAUUGCGCCAAGCUUCAAGCUCAUAGAGUUGUCUUGUGUGCAUUGAGUGAGUACUUCUUGCAAUUUUUCCGUAGGAAUCAAACAGGUUCGAAGGAUAAUGUUGUUGAACUUAAAGAAAUCGAAGCUUCAACAUUGAAACUUGUAAUUGACUUCAUGUAUUCGGGUACGAUUGAAUUAAGUCUCAAAACUGUAGAGGAACUUUUGCGAACUGCAUCGUUUCUAAAGUUAAACACUUUAGUUGACGGUUGCUGUGAAUUAAUUGAGAAAAACAUCGAUUACAGCAACUGUUUGUAUUGGUUCCGUUUGGCUAAAGAACUUAACUUAAAGAGUCUCAAGGCCAAGUCACUCGAAUGUACUUACAUUAACUUUGAGGAUUUAUCCAAGGAGGAAGAAAUUAUGACGCUGCAUGAAAACGAAUUAAAGGAUCUCCUAUUCAAUGACAAUCCUCAUGGAGACUUCGAAGAAGAAGUCUUUUUGUCCAUGGUUAAAUGGAUAAAUCAUGACAAACUCAAUCGCGAACAUUUGUUCUUUGAGCUUUUGUCAAUGGUUCGUUAUUGGGUUCUCACUCCAAAAUUUAUCGUUGAGAAUAGACAUUCAGUUUGUAAAACUGUCGAGAGCUACGAAUUGAUUUGUAGUUGGCUUCAAUGGCAUUUGUCGCCCGAAACUCGAACAAAAGAUCAUGCUAAUAUUUGUCUAAAACCAAGAAUAAAGCCCAAUAAAGUUGCGGUUGUACGCAGUUAUUAUGAAGGUUCUAAUUGGCAAAACAGCGUAGAGUGUCUAGAUUUGAAAACUUUCAAAUGGUCAGAUUUUCCACCAAUGUCAAGGUCGCGCACAACCAUCUCCUGUCAACUGGUAGAUUUAAAAGGAUAUUUGUGCGUUUUCGGACAAUACUAUGACUAUUAUGGUUCACGUACAGUUUCCAUGGAGGUGUACAACUUUUCAACACGCACAUGGCGUGAAAUACAACCACAACAUUAUGGUCUCUACGAACAAAAUAAAAUAGUUGGACAAAAUGGAGUGUUAUACAUAUUUGACUUUGAAAACAGCAGGUUGCAAACUUAUAAUGCAGCUUCAAAUCAAUGGACCUUUAAAAGUAUUAAUCAUCGUUCACUAAUAGAUUUUGGUCUUGCUGCUGUGGGAGGUUUUGUGUACGUCUUUGGUGGUCAUCAUACUGUAAACGGGGGAUAUGUGAAAAAUGUUCAACGAUACAAUUUAUCUAACAAUUCUUGGUCUGAAAUGGCACCGCUUCCAUUCUUACAAACAACUACGGUUAUUAAAACCAAAGUUUUUGAAAAUAAAAUUAUAGUCUCCGAUUCUAUCGAUAUUGCCGAGUAUAAUAUUGAUACUAACAAAUGGAAUACUUUGAGUCCUAUAUCAAACAGUGCUUGGACGGGUACUUUUGAUAUUUUUGAU
Messenger RNA from Episyrphus balteatus (marmalade hoverfly), 1782 nucleotides. Its product is annotated as kelch-like protein 12. The transcript is spliced from 2 exons. The annotation marks the transcript as partial. The record is from RefSeq and is a predicted model, not a curated record. Gene Ontology annotation, molecular function: protein binding. Lineage: Eukaryota; Metazoa; Arthropoda; Insecta; Diptera; Syrphidae.